This is a messenger RNA of Entrophospora candida, 309 nucleotides long. NCBI's taxonomy places the organism in Eukaryota, Fungi, Glomeromycota, Glomeromycetes, Entrophosporales, Entrophosporaceae. The record is from the annotation of a GenBank genome assembly.
AUGAAUCCUGAAGGAAAUGUAACUCCGCAAGUUGCAAAAAAGAUAGACGUUCCCAGUGGAAAUAUUUCCAACUCCUCUUUGGAUAAAUCGAAUUCCGAGCUUUCAGUGGGAGGAAUAGAAGCAAUUCCUGCUAUGGCAAACGUUUUAGGUUCGCCAAAAAUUCCAUGGCUGAUGAUAACUUUAUUGAUUAUUAUUGUUGCAUUGGUUAAAUUUAUUCGACCUAUAUUGAAUGCAAAUAAAAAAUCUUUUGAUUCGGUAGUACGUAAAGAUCCCGAAAAUUCAGAUAAACUGCUAAAAAGAUUUACUUGA